CUAGGAUAGUCGGGAAUCGCAUAUCCAGGAGUUAAUCCCGGUAUGGGGGACAUGAAGACCCCAGAUUUUGAUGACCUGUUGGCAGCAUUUGACAUUCCUGACAUUGAUGCCAAAGAGGCCAUCCAGUCUGCCCCAGACGAGGCAGAGGGACCUCAUGGAGCUGCAGGCGCACCCCUGGGAAAGUCGGACAGCGUGGUGGGUGUUGGGUCAUCCUUGAGGCCGCCGAGCCCCUCAGACCCCCAGGCGGACACCUCAAUUGUUAGUGUGAUUGUAAAGAAUAAAGUCCGCCUGGAGACCGUAGAUGGAGGGGAGGGGGAGACAGACCAGGACCCUAUUGAUGUGAUCACAGGGGUAGAUGUGGGUCCUAGACUAGGUGCCUGUGCCCCUGGAAUGGCUGAAUCUGAAGCUCUCAACCACAACGGUUUUGGGGCAUCUGGUGUCUCUACGCCCCUUCCCCUCAGCCAGGCCCAGUCUAAUGGAGCGUCGUGGUCGAUGAACACCCCUAAAGUGUCUUCAGAAGCAGCGGGUGCCGGUGCAAACAAGCCUCACAAGCAGGGUGGUAACAUUUUCAACAGACUUAAACCGCUUGUGGCACAGGGGUCUGGAGAUCCGGUGGGCCGGGCCAGGAAGAUGCAGCUUCUACAGCAGCAACACCAGCAGCAGCAGGAUACAGGCCAAGAGAGGGCAGAUGGGGUAAAAGCAUCAUUACCUUCAUCCUCCUCUCUAUCAGCGGGGUCAUCUCCUCUGGCUGCAGGUGGGCCCGUUGGACUAGCCGCGCCUUUCUUUCCACCUUCCAAGCCUCUGCUUCCAACUCCACCUUCUGCCCUCUCAUCACACACACUGCACUCAUCUCAGCCUUUUAACGGAGCUCCCAAAAGUGGCCCUGCUGGGUUUCAGCACCAGCAGAUAGAGGAAGAUGAUUCUGACCCUGAUUUGGGGAGUCCGCUGGUCAUCCAGGAGAACCCAGACUCCCCGACUUGCACUCAACUGAGCCGACGUUACAAGUCUGACUCGGUCUCAACUCAGCCCACAUCCUCUACUGCAUCUCACCCUAAACCUGGGGACACUCCUUCAGGGGCAUCUCUAACUUCCUCAACCCCCCAGUCUGGCUCAACAGAGAGUCCCCAGCUGGAGGACAGGCACCCAGAACAUGUCAUAGAAGAGAGAGACUCACCAGAGAGUCCUGAACCAGAGAUGCCAAAAUCAACUGCUCAAGUCGCCACUAAGAGAUGCUCCAGCCCUGCUGUGGCCUCCACUCCACCUCCAUCUGAACUGCGGGAGCCUAAAGAGGAGGAGGAGGAGAUGGAGGUAGGGAAUGGGAUAGAUAGGGUGGUUGAUGGCAAAGCUGACAAGGGAGAAAAUGUGAGAACAGGUGAGGAAAAGAUGGAGGUGGAUGAUGGCAAGCCUAAACCUCCGUCCACUGAUGGAGGAGAAACAGGCGUUGCUGCACCUGCUGCUUCUGGAGCUCCAUCCCGACCCCUCAAAGUCAGAAUAAAAACAAUUAAAACCUCCACAGGUGGAAUCACCAGAACUGUCACAAGGGUAGCGCCUAAAGGUGGUGCUGCAGGGAAAGGUUUGGACCCUAAAGCUCAAACUGGGGAGCGUAAGGUGUUAGGAAACAAGGCCCAAAAACUUGAAGCUUCCCCAGGACACAUGACAACAACAUCCCAGAAAGUAAGUGCUCUCAAUGCUCUGCCCGUGUCUACACUUGCAGCCAGCAGUGUCAUGCUAGCUGCCGCCACAAAGGUCCAAAACAAAAUGGCUGCAUCUGACAAGGCCAAGGUUUCCGCCACUGCUGUUAGCAUCACUAAAUCUGCUGCCCUGCCUGUAACUCCAGCUGUGGCCUCCUCUCCCAAGUUCUCAGUUGCUGCUGGUGGGAUCAGUGUACGUACAGCCACUAAUAAGACGGCUAACGGAGGCAGUGGCACCAUCAUCGGCGGCACUCUCCAGUCAAACAAACCUGCCUCCAUCGUCAACAGCACAGGUGCCGUCAUCUCCCGCAGUCAGUCGAGCCUGGUGGAGGCUUUUAACAAAAUUCUGAACAGUAAGAACCUUUUGCCGAGCUACAAGCCCGACCUCUCAGCUCCUCCACCACCUGAGUGGGGUCUCCCGCUCCCUGCCACAGGGUACCGCUGCCUGGAGUGCGGAGAUGCUUUUGCCCUGGAGCGCAGCUUGGCCCGACACUAUGACCGACGAUCACUCCGCAUCGAGGUGACCUGCAACCAUUGCGCUAAGAGACUGGCCUUCUUCAAUAAGUGCAGCCUGCUGCUGCAUGCCAGGGAGCAUAAGGAGCGUGGGCUGGUCAUGCAGUGCUCGCACCUGGUCAUGAGGCCAGUCACCGUGGAGCAGAUGAUUGGCCAGCAGGACAUAACACCCAUUGGUGGCCUGCUCUCCUCUUCGUCCUCCUCUCCUCCAGUCUCCUCUCCUUCUACCACACCUGGAGGCCCCGCCCUCUCCGCCAACUCCAGCCCAUUGAAGGAUGCUACAUCUCCAGCAGCAUCUCAGCCUCGGCCGGUCCGCCGUGCACCUCAGGGCCCCCAAGCACUGAUGCCUCUGCCCUGCAAGAAGGCCGAGGGGUUGCAGUACAACAACUUCAAAUGUCCGGAGUGCCAAACACAAUUCUCUGGCAAGGCUGAGCUGGUCACGCACUUCCAGCAGAUCAGAGCUGCUCCCAACUCUACAUGUACGCAGUGCUCACCUCCCAUGAUGCUGCCAAACUCGUGUGCUGUGUCCGCCCACCAGAGGAUCCAUAAACACAGAGCGCCCCAUGUCUGUCCCGAGUGUGGUGGGAUCGCACGGCAGGCCAGCUUCCAGACCCACCUGGAGGAGGCCUGUCUGCACUUUGCCAGGCGCAUUGGCUACAGGUGCUCGAGUUGCCAGGUCGUGUUCGGAGGUUUGAACUCCAUCAAGUCCCACAUUCAGACUGCUCACUGCGAGGUCUUCCACAAGUGCCCCAGCUGCCCUAUGGCCUUCAAGUCCUCCCCCAGCGCCCAGAGUCACAUCAGCACCCAGCACCCAACGCUCACUGGAGGACAGGCCAAAAUGAUCUACAAGUGUGUGAUGUGUGAUACGGUUUUUACCCAAAAACCCUUGCUGUACAUGCACUUCGACACUCAUUUAGCCAAGCAAAAAGUGCAUGUGUUCAAGUGUCCUGACUGCACUAAGCUCUACGCCCAGAAAGGUUCAAUGAUGGAGCAUAUUAAGACCGCUCACAGAGGCCCAUCAGCCAAACAGGAGUCUCAGUCCGAUGCCUCUAACCCUGCCUCAUCUCCGGCCAACACAUCCGGUCCCUCCGGCCUCAAAUCAAAGUCCUCUGGAAAACCUGACAACUCCGACGGAGAGGACUGGGGGCGGGAACAGGAGGAGGAAGAGGAGGAGGAAGAGGACGACGAUGACGACGGAGAUGAGGACUACGAGGCUCCAGGGGGUCACUCGACCUCUGCAGGGGGCAGCAGUCAUCCCAGCGCUCCGACUGAGUGGACCUGCCCCCAGUGUCAGACCACCUUCACUGACAACGAAGACUAUCUGAGUCAUGUGAAGAUGGAGCACGGCAAGUUCCCUUGUCGUAUUUGUGGAGGCACGUUCAGCACGUCUUCCAGCCUGAGACGUCAUGAGCGCGUCAUUCAUGAGGGCAACAAAAGAGUCUUCCAUUGCCAAUACUGCACAGAAGGCAAACGCACCUUUGGCAGCCGGUUCUUAUUGGACAAGCAUAUUCGGCUUCAUCACAGAACCACGGAUGGACAGGGACCACCCAUGACUAGGAAGCGUGCAGCCACAGGGGGAGAAGGUCCAGGUAGCUCCUCAGAACAAGACGGUGAGGGUGCGCCUCCUGGAGCCAGGGCAGGAGAUGAAGAAGAAAACGCCACAGAGGACGGCGAGGACGGCGGUGGGCCCGCAAAGAGAACCAGGGCGUGCGUGGCAUCAACAUCGCUGACACCCAGCGAGUUAGAGGAGGAAGACAACAUUUUCCGUUGCGUCCCCUGUGGCUUCUCCACCGAGGACGGGGCGGAGUUUCAGCGCCACAUCCCCCAACAUCGGGCCGACACAGCCUCCUUCCAGUGCCUGCAGUGUGGCGUCUGCUUCGCAUCAGCCGGCUCUCUCAGCAGGCACCGCUUCAUCACUCACCGCGUGCGGGACACCCAGAGUGACGCGGAACGGGGCACCCCGCGCGCUCACGGCUCUCCGGACGGCUCUCCCGCUGCCUCCCCUCAGGCGCUGGGUGAGGACGGAGACGGGAAUCUGAGCUGCAAGGUGUGUGGCCGACGUUUCGACAAGGCCACGGACCUCAACACCCACUUCAGGACCCACGGCAUGGCCUUCCUCACCGCACACAAGACAGACAAGCCCCAGUAGAGGCGGGGCGGGGUGCUCUGAAACUGACAGAUCUUCUACAACGAGGAGGCGAGGGUCAUGCCCGAGGUGGUAGAAUAUGAAUGUUGAUCCUGAGAUAAAAAUAGAGCUGCUUCCUGUGCAGUCUUUUUUUUAAGCUACCGUAAACAGU
Messenger RNA from Seriola dumerili (greater amberjack), 4501 nucleotides. RefSeq names its product zinc finger protein 687b-like (gene znf687b). The record is from RefSeq and is a predicted model, not a curated record. Lineage: Eukaryota; Metazoa; Chordata; Actinopteri; Carangiformes; Carangidae. The coding region runs from base 43 to 4353 and encodes 1436 amino acids. The transcript is spliced from 10 exons.